Messenger RNA from Tachyglossus aculeatus (Australian echidna), 1972 nucleotides. RefSeq names its product N-myristoyltransferase 2 (gene NMT2). Gene Ontology annotation, cellular component: cytoplasm. Gene Ontology annotation, molecular function: glycylpeptide N-tetradecanoyltransferase activity. The record is from RefSeq and is a predicted model, not a curated record. Gene Ontology annotation, biological process: N-terminal peptidyl-glycine N-myristoylation. Lineage: Eukaryota; Metazoa; Chordata; Mammalia; Monotremata; Tachyglossidae. The transcript is spliced from 12 exons. Bases 66 to 1607 code for a protein of 513 amino acids.
GUCGGUCGGUGUGCGGGCCCCGCUCGGUCGGUCGUUCGUUCGUUCGUUCGUUCGGUCGGGGGGCGAUGGCGGAGGACAGCGAGUCAGCGGGCAGCCAGCGCAGCCUGGAGCUGGACGACCCCGACACCGGCGGCAUCGACGGCGACAACGAGGCCGAGGACGGCGACAACGACGCCCAACACCAACAACACCGGAACGCGCACCGGAGCGCACCCAGAGGGAGCCCCGGUGUGGAUUUGGGAGCCAAGAAAAAAAAGAAGAAGCAGAAGAGAAAAAAGGAGAAGGCAAAUUCCGGCGGCACCAAGUCCGAUUCUGCCUCCGAUUCCCAGGAGAUUAAAAUUCAGCAGCCUUCAAAGAGUCCAGCCAUUCCCAUGCAGAAGUUGCAAGACAUUCAAAGAGCCAUGGAGCUCUUAUCAGCGUGCCAGGGCCCAGCCAAGAACAUCGACGAGGCAACCAAACGGAAGUACCAGUUUUGGGAUACCCAGCCCGUGCCCAAACUUAAUGAAGUCAUAACGUCUCACGGUGCGAUCGAGCCAGAUAAGGACAACGUGCGGCAGGAUCCUUACUCUCUGCCGCAGGGCUUUACGUGGGACACUCUGGAUCUGAGCGACGCGGAGGUGCUGAAGGAACUGUACACGCUGCUCAACGAAAACUACGUGGAAGAUGACGACAACAUGUUCCGGUUCGACUAUUCGCCCGAAUUCCUCUUGUGGGCGCUGCGGCCUCCUGGGUGGCUCCCUCAGUGGCACUGUGGAGUGCGGGUUUCCUUGAACCGAAAGCUUGUGGGGUUCAUCAGUGCCAUCCCAGCAAGCAUCCGCAUCUAUGACAGCGUGAAGAAGAUGGUAGAAAUCAACUUCCUCUGCGUCCACAAGAAGCUGAGAUCGAAGCGGGUGGCCCCCGUGCUUAUUAGGGAAAUCACUAGAAGGGUCAAUCUGGAGGGAAUCUUCCAGGCCGUCUACACAGCUGGGGUGGUCCUCCCGAAGCCCGUGGCUACUUGCAGGUACUGGCACCGAUCGCUAAACCCCAGAAAACUGGUGGAAGUGAAAUUUUCCCAUCUGAGUAGAAAUAUGACUUUACAAAGAACCAUGAAGCUCUACAGGCUUCCGGACGCCACCAAGACCUCAGGCUUGAGACCGAUGGAGGAGAAAGAUACGAAAGCCGUGCAGGCGCUCAUCAACAGUUACCUCCUCCAGUUCCACCUCGCCCCCGUGAUGGGCGAAGAGGACGUGGCCCACUGGUUUCUGCCGCAGGACCGCAUCAUCGACACGUUCGUCGUCGAGUGCUCCAGUGGGGUCCUGACGGACUUCCUCAGCUUCUACACCCUCCCUUCGACGGUCAUGCACCAUCCCGUCCAUAAAAGCCUCAAAGCCGCCUACUCCUUCUACAACAUCCAUACGGAGACGCCCCUCUUGGACCUGAUGAGCGACGCCCUGAUCAUAGCCAAGUUGAAAGGAUUUGAUGUGUUCAAUGCCCUAGAUCUGAUGGAAAAUAAAACGUUCCUGGAAAAACUCAAGUUUGGGAUCGGAGAUGGCAAUCUGCAGUAUUAUCUCUACAACUGGAGAUGUCCGGGAACGGAGUCCGAAAAGGUGGGCCUCGUAUUACAGUAGACCCCCGACGGCGUCGUCGGGACCCCUGCCGUCGUCGUUCGGGUUGACGUGCCGUCCCGUGGCUUCGGGAACCCCGGCCCCGAAGAAGCGCAACGGAAGUCGAGUUGGAAUGACCCGCCGAGUCUCAGCCGGGGAGACGGAAGCCGGCGCGCUUCCGUCUGGAAUGGGAAACUCAGUCCACUCUGAUCGCCCAUCCGUGGGGGCGGGGAAUAGCGGGGUUGGGUGGCGGCGACGACCGCGGGACGGAGGGAGCGAUUGCCACUCGGGAGAACACGGGCCGUUUUCCUGGACUCUGACCCGCGGGGCCGGAUUAGCGUCGAGGAAGUCUUCGCCGACGCGUGGAUAAACCGCUGCAUUUCUAUUUA